This is a messenger RNA of Zootermopsis nevadensis, 1876 nucleotides long. The record is from RefSeq and is a predicted model, not a curated record. NCBI's taxonomy places the organism in Eukaryota, Metazoa, Arthropoda, Insecta, Blattodea, Termopsidae.
CCUGUUGCAGGUGAAGUAAUUUUCAGGAAAAAAGAAGAACUGGACAAAAUUGUUUCAGCAUUCAACAUACAACUUGACAAUCCCGUGACAAUUCUGAAUCGGGAAGAUGUCCGGGAAUUCCUAAACAGUAGCAGUUCUCAGAAGUACAAAUUCUUUAUGGAAGCAAGGAAGGAUCUAGAAAACAUGAUCGAACCACGUGAUAUGAUUGAUUUGCAAGUGAAGUCCCUUUUCGAGAGUUUGCUCCAAGGGUGCGGACGCAAAGGUGAAAUUAAGAUUGAUCACCAAAAACAGACAUUGGAAGUGAAAGUGUCGUCUAUGAAUGACCCUCAUGUAGAAGACAUCAUGCCUACAGGAGAUUGUUCAUACGCCAUUGUUUGUUUAAUCAUGGCCCUUUGGGAAGCUAUUAAGCCACCUUUCUAUAUCUUGGAUGGAUUUUAUUUCUCUGCGGAUAUGAUGAAUCAUCAAAGGAUCAUCGAACCAUCCCCGACAGAAGACAGACUUCCAGUUUAUCUUCCUCACCGCACAACGCGUAUCCGCCAUUCAGUCCCAUGGGGAUGUUACAAUACACAGAAGUCCAGCUCGAGUUCCAGAGAUUCCGAUCCCUAUCGAACUUAGAGCCCCGGCUUGCAAGAGCUUUGAAAGAACUGAGAGUCGUGGAGGAGGCAACUUGCCUGUUAGAACUUGCUUCUGAUGAUCCAGAAGGGAUUGAAGGACAACUUAAGCGUUGCACGGUAUGAAAACAGAAAAUUGUGAUACAGAGCACAAUCAUGAGCUGAUCUAUAUUAUUAUGGACAUAAUUAUCCAGGACACUUAGUUUACAUACAUCAGUGUGUUUGUUGAAAUUCAUAGAGAAGCGAGGGGGACAUUAAUUCAAGUACCGUAAUAAUUCAGAGCAAGAAGAUGGCUGACCGUCGGAGAUGUUGCGAAUGUGUAGUCUGGUAGAUAUUGACCAGUGUUUCAGAGGAGCAUGCUGCCUUCAUUAUCAUACUUAUUACACUGAUGAUGAAGGUAGCAAACUCAUGUACGUAUUGCGAGAACAUAGAAUCUCAACUCAGAGCAGUUUCCUUUCUUGUGAUGAAAACUGCGGAUAAGAACAGGCACAUUAGUGCUGUUCCAUAUCCUCAUUGAGUUCUUUUUAACGUUUUGUGACUCGCUAAUUUUUAUAGUGAGAUGUGGUUUGCGCCCCAUCUCACUUUAUUUCAUUCAUAGCAAUAAUUUGAGCUGCUUAAUGCUAGACGAAGUUAGUACCACGACGUGUUGAAACAACAGAAGACUCGAUUACUAUCUCAUCUUCUGAUGCAAUUGUACGCAGGCCACCACCAUGUAAGAUUAAAUAUUAAGAUAAAUUUAAAAGAUACCUGAAAAAGUAUAAACAAUAUUAAUACGAGUAUGUACACCCCCAUUUGAUUCAUUCAGAAUUUAAGGUGCGUACUUAAAAAAGUUUACCACACAUAUUAUAAUAGUUUCACUAUGUUUUAAUAUAAUUUGUAAUAUACAGCUGACUUUCAAAAUGCUAUGAAGUUGACUCAGCACAAAUAUGUUUCCAGUAUAUUUUUUAAACAGAUUAUUUUGAACCCAGAUAUAGUAUAAUGAUUUUUUAUUUAUAGUUACAGAUGUAAUUAUCAGACGUAAUUUUUACUCAAGGGAGAUUUAAGAGUAUUUCCUUUGCUUCAUCAUAAAGCAGCAUUUCGUAAAAAGAAGUUUCUACGGACACAAGCAAAGCUUUAAAAAUGCCAGCCCAGUUUUUAAAAAAUUUGAACAUGUUUCAUAAUUAUCACAGAUACUUUGAAAUGUAAUCUGAGGACAGGAAUGUUGGGUUGAAUUCCCCUUGUAUCGUCACAGAUAAAAACGUGAAAAUUUUUAAAGCACUGUUAAA